Molecule: messenger RNA, 1142 nt
Organism: Drosophila navojoa
Lineage: Eukaryota; Metazoa; Arthropoda; Insecta; Diptera; Drosophilidae
Product: glycoprotein-N-acetylgalactosamine 3-beta-galactosyltransferase 1
Cellular component (GO): membrane
Molecular function (GO): N-acetylgalactosaminide beta-1,3-galactosyltransferase activity
Source: RefSeq, a predicted model, not a curated record
GCUACAAUCGCAGUUUAGACGUCGCGUUGGGCAGAACAUAAAGCGGACGAAACAAUGGUUAAGUUUAAGUCGAGACAGCUGUAUCUGGUUACCGGCUUCAUAACGGGAUUCGUUUGCGCUUUUAUGCUGAUUCUCAACAUUGACGAUGUGCACAUUGAUAUCAGCAGUAGGAGCGACUACGCCUCCUCUGCUGCAGCCCACAGAAUUCAGCGAGAUCUGGCGGCUGACAUUCGUGUGCUCUGCAUGGUGCUCACCUGCCCAGAAAAUCUGGAGCUCAAUGCCCAGCAUGUGCACGCCACCUGGGGUCAGCGCUGCAACAAGUUAAUUUUUGCCAGCAGUGAGAACUAUGAGCCGCUGGGAGUCGUUAAGGUGGUCGAACCAGAUGCCGGCAGCUACAAGGAUUUGUGGAAUAAGACACGAGAGGGAUUUCGAUAUGUGUGGCAGGAAUAUGGCGAUCAAUACGAUUGGUUUGUCAAGGCCGACGACGACACAUACAUUAUUAUGGAAAACAUGCGUCGCAUGCUCAGCGUCUAUGAUCCCGCCAUGCCCCUAUAUUUUGGCUACCAGAUGAAACGCUAUAAUGUGAGUUACAUGUCUGGUGGCGCUUCAUAUGUGCUCAGUCGUGAGGCACUGCAUCGCUUUAUGAGCGAGGCCUACAGCUCGGAGAAAAUCUGUCCGUCAGUCAAGGAAUGGGGCAUUGAGGAUUACUAUAUGGGAAUUUGCCUUCAGAAUGUGGGCGUGCAUUUGAUAGACUCUCAGCGCGCAUUGCCCGAAGAGAAUAAAACAAUGAUUUUUCCCCUCGAAGUUGGGGAAUUUGUUUACACUAAUAAUGACAGCAUUCCGGACUGGUUGCGGCAGAUGAGCGUCUCACGGAUAGAAACAGGCAAAGAUUGCUGUUCGAAUUAUUCUGUAGCGUUUCAUUAUAUGACGCCGGGUCGAAUGUAUCUAUUCGACUUUUUGCUAUAUAAUAUGCGAGUCUUUGGUCGCAGCUACGAGGAACAGAGGCCAGUGCGACUUACAAAUGACGAGGUGCUUGAACGGUUUCCACUUGAAAACAAUUCGGAAAUUAGAGAUUUAACCAAAAUGCUCAAUAUGCCAGAUAAUUUUUAAAUUUCAUAACAUAAGCUUAUUUAAGUAUAUAU